AUGGGGGAGGACGCUGGCAAGCUCCGUGAGACCAGUGGCCCUACAGGCAGACCGGUGACCAGCCCGGCAGUGGUGGUAAAUGGUCAACCACCUUUGAGACCCAACACCAGCCCUGCGUGUGGUGGUGCUGAUUCAAGGGUGCUGCAUGUGCCGAGGAAUGUUGCCAUCCGCUCCAGGUUCUUGAUGCAGCGCACCUCAUGCGGUCCCCGGCGGGUGCCCCUUCCUUUAGAGCUUGUCCCGGUGGUGCGACGGGUGGAGCACGACACAGCAGGUGAAGCAAGGACAGCCAGAUCCAGGUGCUUGCACACCACCCACUUCAUUGGCGAAAAGUCGCUGAUGGUUCCUGUGGAGAUGGUCUCGGCCCAGCCCCUGUCCAAGCGACCGAUCAGCAGCCGAAUCGGCAGCCUCCCAGCCGCCGAGAAGGAAGCCACACGCUUGGAGCUGCCGGUGCUGACGCCUGAGCUGCGAACGGACUUAAAGCAGAAGUUGGACAGCUUGGUUUCCGUGUGUCGGACCGACUUCAAGGCGCAUCCGAGGAGCACCCGAUUUUUCCUGCGAGAGCUGUGGGAGUUGUGCCAAUUGUUGAAAGUGCCGGUGAGCAGCCGGCCAUACAGGAGGAGGCUUGCGGACGGUUUGUACCAGUUUGUCACCAACAUCCCCAACUUCCUUCCUGCCGAUUUGGCGCCAUCCAGCGCUGAGCUGGCUGAAGACUCCUUCUUGACCAUGACGGUGAUGUUGGCUCUUGGCUCCAUCCCUUGGGAGUUUCGAUUCAACCGGGUGCUGUAUCGCUUGUGCAACUGUUCUUCGGCCUUCGGAUCGCAUCGUUGUCUUCUACCCACUGGAGGUAUCAGGAGCUCGGAGUUUGUCGCCCCGUCCCGGCCGACGCCACGAGGUGUCCGUUCCAUGGAAGGCUGGGGCCACUUGCGGGUCAUGGCUGCCAUCGUCAUCCUAGCUGGCAGCGCUCAGGUGAAGCUGCUCCAGUCGGCUUCUCAGGGCGUUGAAACUGGGGUCGCUCCCCAAACUUCAGCUGUGGCAAACAGGGGCCAUGAAGCCCUCAUCCAAUGCUAUGAGUGCAAGUUGCACCGCAGGUGA
Messenger RNA from Cladocopium goreaui, 1092 nucleotides. Lineage: Eukaryota; Dinophyceae; Suessiales; Symbiodiniaceae. The record is from the annotation of a GenBank genome assembly.